Molecule: messenger RNA, 3234 nt
Organism: Aspergillus melleus
Lineage: Eukaryota; Fungi; Ascomycota; Eurotiomycetes; Eurotiales; Aspergillaceae
Gene: ATPAF1
Product: glycoside hydrolase family 115 protein
Exons: 3
Coding region: 1-2952 (983 amino acids)
Source: RefSeq, a predicted model, not a curated record
AUGCUCGUCUCGGCCCUGCUCACGGCUCUUUGCGCCGCCCGAGCCGUCAAUGCUCUCGCGCAGGAACCUACUAUCGCUUUCCACAGCGGAAAGGACUCGGUCAGGCUUGGUGGGAAAGGCACUCCUGGUGUGAUACUGCUAGACGGAGAUGACUGGCCUGGGGUCAUCAGAGCUGCUGGUGAUCUUGCUGCGGAUUUCGGUCGCGUCACUGGGACGAACUUGACACGGCACCUGCUCAAUGGCACAACUUCGAACUCGUAUCGUGCGAAAACGGCCAUUAUCGCUGGUACAAUUGGACACUCGGAGCUUCUCGAUUCUCUCAUCAACAGUGGCAAGAUCGACGUCAAUUCAACAGAGGGAAAGUGGGAGGCAUUUCAGACGGAACUUGUCAAGAACCCCAUCGACGGCGUUGCAAACGCCCUGGUCAUCGCGGGAAGCGAUAAGCGUGGUGCGAUCUACGGUCUCUAUGAUAUUUCCGAGCAGAUUGGUGUCUCGCCGUGGUACUGGUUUGCUGAUUCCGCCCCGGCGCAACACCCGCAAAUUUACGCGUUGAAAAAGAAGAAGACCCAGGGCUCUCCGUCUGUCAAGUACCGUGGUAUCUUCAUCAACGACGAACAGCCGGCUAUCACGAACUGGAUCAAUGCAAACUACCCCGAGGGAAAGUACGGUCCGGGGUUCAAUGCUGACUUCCAUUCCCAUGUCUUCGAGCUCCUCCUUCGUCUCCGUGCCAACUACCUUUGGCCCGCGUCGUGGAAUAACAUAUUUCACCUGGACGAUCCCCGAAACUCGCCUAGUGCAGAUGAGUAUGGUAUUGUUAUGGGCACUAGCCAUACCGAGCCGAUGAUGCGCUGGACGAAGGAACAGCAUCUCUUGUUGAAUGGCGACUGGAAUUGGGAUACCAAUCGGGAAAAUGUUACUGCAUUCUUCAAAGAAGGGGCUGAGCGAACCAAGGAUUUCGAGAGCCUCUACACGCUGGGUAUGCGUGGGCUUGGGGAUGUCGCCUCUCCAACGAUCACUGCCAAAUCUCUCGGAGAUAUUGUCAACACUCAGCAGCAAGUCCUGUCGGAUGUGUUCAAUGUGUCGGACGUUUCGUCGAUUCCUCAGAUGUGGUGUUUGUACAAGGAAGUCGGUGGCUAUUUCCAGGACGGUCUGCGUGUCCCGGACGAUAUCACUCUCCUUUGGGCCGACGACAACUGGGGCAAUAUCCAGCGAUUGCCUGUGGAUAACGAGACAGGCCGAGAGGCUGGCGCCGGUGUCUACUACCAUUUCGACUACGUCGGUGAUCCCCGUGACUACAAAUGGAUCAACACCAUCUCCCUCCAGAAGACGUGGGAACAGAUGCAUCUAGCAUAUAAGCGCGAUGCGCGACAGAUUUGGAUAGUCAACAUGGGAGAUCUCAAGGGACUGGAAUUGCCCCUGAGCCAUUUCAUGGACCUGGCGUAUGAUACGCCGCGCUGGUCCUCCCCUGACAGCACGUCUGAAUGGCUUACGCUUUGGGCCGCUCGCGAGUUUGGCAGCCCAAUAGCUAAGAAGACGGGCGACAUCAUGAACCGAUAUGGCAUGUAUGCCGCCCGACGGAAGUAUGAGCUCCUCAGCCCACAGACGUUCAGCCUGAUCAACUACAACGAGGCAGACAAUGUUCUGCAGGAGUGGGAGGAACUUGUGAAAGACGCUCAGCAGGUCUAUGACAGUCUUCGGCCGGUCGCACGUCCUGCGUUCUUCGAAAUGGUGUUGCACCCCUGCAUGGCCGGGUAUGUCGUGACUGACAUCCACAUCACUGCUGGCAAGAACAAUCUGUACGCGGGACAGCGACGGACCAGUGCCAAUGCCCUCGCGCAGAAAGCCCUGAAACUUUUCAAAGAGGAUCACGAGCUAACCCAGCGGUAUCAUAAUCUCUUGGAUGGGAAAUGGAUGCAUAUUAUGGACCAGACUCAUCUCGGAUAUGACUACUGGCAACAACCAAUGAGAAACACACUCCCUCCUCUAGCAUACACUCAACUUCUUGAAGAGAGCCUUGCUGGAAACAUGGGUGUGUCCGUCGAAGGUAGCAAUGCAUCGGUGCCUGGAGAUGACCGGUGGCAUUCCUUGUCCAGCAACACGCUGACUUUGCCGCCAAUUGAUCCCUACGGACCGAACAGAUGGAUUGAGGUAUAUUCACGCGGUACAGAGGGGUUUCAGCUCACAGUCAGCCCUCAUGAUUCUUGGGUCAAAGCGACACCCUCCUCGGGUAUGAUCUCGCCUUCUGGGGCUAACACUGACAUUCGAGUACAACUGUCUGUCGAUUGGGACAAAGCACCUGCGGGCUCGAGCAUGGCACUUAUCAACGUGACGGUGGCUUCUGAUGACUAUGGCAAUUUCGAUAUGCCUAUCGUCCAGCUUCCAGUGAACAAGACGUCGGCGCCUGCCUCAUUCCGCGGGUUUGUUGAGUCGGACGGUACGGUUAGCAUCGAAGCAGAGCACACGUCCCGAAAUACUUCUGCAGGAAACACAUCCUACGCUGUGGUCCCCGGAUAUGGGCGCACGCUUUCAGGGGUGACAUUGCUUCCGGCCCUGGCGGAGACCCAACAGCCGCCUUCGUCUCCCCGACUGGAAUACGAUAUGUAUAUCUUCUCAAAUGUUACAACGGCAAAGGCUACUGUCUAUCUCGGGCCGUCCCUCAACACAAACCCGUCCCGACCUCUGAAAUACGCGAUCGCUUUCAAUGACGCCGAGCCUGAGAUUGUGCAGUUUGUUCCCUCUACGCCGCUGGGCACUCUCCCGUCCAACUGGGGUCAGACCGUCAGCAACGCCGUGUGGACAAACACGACGAGACAUGAGAUAUCUGGAGGGGGCAGUAAGAACACGGUGAAAUUGUGGGCCGUCGAGCCGGGCGUUGUCUUCCAGAAGGUGGUCGUCGACUUGGGUGGUGUCCGCGAGAGCUACCUGGGGCCUCCAGAGAGCCAGAUUGUGUGAGGGGGUGAGGACUGUAUACCACCAUGGCCGUGGCUUUCUCUAACUAUUAGUCUAUGCCGUGUCUAUAGUUUCAUUUGUAUGCAAUUUCCAUCUGACCAGUCUCGUAGACGACUUGCUUGUAGAAGUAGCACCAUGUAGUACAAUUAGGGCAAGCGGCGGCAGAUAAUCUCCCUCCUAUACUUGUAUUCUUACAUGCCUCAGGGUGUUCCCUCCCGCGCGGUGUGUAGCUCGCUUCUGUCACCAGUACUGGGCCAGCGAGGAGGUCCUGUCUGUACGUUACGC